This is a messenger RNA of Camellia sinensis, 618 nucleotides long. NCBI's taxonomy places the organism in Eukaryota, Viridiplantae, Streptophyta, Magnoliopsida, Ericales, Theaceae. The record is from RefSeq and is a predicted model, not a curated record.
AUGGUUAUUGGCUGUAAGGUUUAUGUUACUGGUAGUUCACGAGAAAUUGGGUUUAACUCUAGGCUCUUCGAAUAUGCAAAUAGAGAGAACUGCAAUGACAAUUUCUUGUACUGUCCAACUUCUGAAGAUAUAAAAGUUGAUGGGAUUGCAGAUUUUAGAAAGCGUUGGAUCCGGGGUGAACCUGUUAUUGUCAAGGAGACAACAGAAGAGAAAAUGAAGGAUGAUAGCAGAAAUGUGAAGGCUACAGAUUUCUUAGACUGGUUUGAGGUAAAUAUUGAGCUUGGUCAGUUUAUCAUGGGAUACUCAAAGGGUCGAAUCCAUGAAAAUGGUUGGCCACAAAUGUUAAAGUUGAAGGACUGGCCUUCCCCAACUGCUCCUGAAGAUUUUUUGUUGUAUCAGAGACCCAAUUUCAUUAGUAAACUACCAUUGCUUGAGUACAUCCAUUCCAAGUGGGGUCUAUUAAAUGUUGCUGCCAAAUUGCCUCAUUAUUCCCUGCAGAAUGAUGUGGGCCCUAAGAUUUUUAUUUCUUAUGGGAUGAAUGAAGAACUUGGUAGAGGUGAUUCAGUGAACAAUCUCCAUUUCAGUAUGCGUGACAUGGUGAGUUCCAUGUUCUCCUAG